AUGCAGUUCCGGCCUCUCGUUCUCGCCGCGCUCCUCGCUCCCGCCUCGGCCCAGCUCCAUCAAUGGGCCCUGAGAGCCGGCCUCAAAUACUUUGGCUCGGCUACUGAUUCGCCCGGCCAGCGAGAGCGUGCCGGUCUGGAGCACGUCUACCCCCAGUACGAUGCCAUCCUUGCGAACCCGGACGAGUUUGGCCAAACGACCCCGACCAAUGGGCAAAAGUGGCUCUUCUCUGAACCCGAGCGGGGCGUCUUCAACUGGACCGAGGGCGAGAUCGUCUCCAGCCUCGCGCGCGAGCAGAACAAGAUCCUGCGCUGCCACGCCCUAGUCUGGCACAGCCAGCUGGCCCCCUGGGUCGAAGCCCAGGAAUGGACGGCCGAGGAGCUCACCGAGAUCAUCACCGCCCACGUCACCAACGUGGCGUCCCACUGGAAGGGGAGGUGCUACGCGUGGGACGUCGUCAACGAGGCCCUCGAAGAGGAUGGCAGCUGGCGCCAGUCCAUCUUCUACCGCGUCCUGGGCGAGGACUACAUCAAGCUUGCGUUCCGGCUCGCCGCCGAGGCGGACCCCGAGGCGAAGCUGUAUUACAACGACUAUAACAUUGAGAAGCCCGGAGCAAAGGUGGACGGUGUGCUGCGGCUCGUGACGAUGCUGCAGGAUGAGGGGAUCAAGAUUGACGGGGUGGGCAUGCAGGCUCACUUCACGGCCGGGGAGGCGCCCAGUCUCGACCAGCAGAUUGAUGUCAUUCAAUCUUACGAGGCGCUGGGUGUUGAGGUUGCUUUGACGGAGCUGGACGUGAGACUGGACAAGCUUCCUCCCACAGAGGAGCUGCUGGCGCUGCAGAAGGAGGACUACAAGAAUUCUGUCGGCGCAUGUGCUCAGGUCCCUGCUUGCAUCGGCAUCACGCUCUGGGACUUCUACGACCCAUUUAGCUGGGUACCGUACACCUUCGAGGGCGAGGGCGCAGCGCUCCUCUGGUUCGAAGAUUUCUCCCACCAUCCCGCUUAUGCCAGCGUCGUUGCUGCGCUCAAGAACGCCACCGGGCUAUGCAACAGGUAA
Messenger RNA from Clonostachys rhizophaga, 1056 nucleotides. The record is from the annotation of a GenBank genome assembly. NCBI's taxonomy places the organism in Eukaryota, Fungi, Ascomycota, Sordariomycetes, Hypocreales, Bionectriaceae.